Saccostrea cuccullata (small rock oyster) is the source of this 4392-nucleotide messenger RNA. Its product is annotated as TBC1 domain family member 9-like. The transcript is spliced from 19 exons. The annotation marks the transcript as partial. Lineage: Eukaryota; Metazoa; Mollusca; Bivalvia; Ostreida; Ostreidae. Gene Ontology annotation, molecular function: calcium ion binding. The record is from RefSeq and is a predicted model, not a curated record.
GUGCGUGACCUGGUUACUGUGGUGAUACCACUUCGUGAGGUGGUACUGGUAGAGAAGGUGGACAAUGCAGCCAGUGGUGAACUAGGAACUGAUGCCUUGGUGGUCACUACUAAGGGGAAGAACAACUUCAUAUUCUCUCAGCUUCCUGUACGAGAGUUUAUUCUGCAGAAGCUUUCGGAUUUCUUGUCCAGAGUUGAGGAGCCCUCAGACAAGAGUCCUUCAAGACAGAACUCAGCCUGUGAUAGUGUCACCAGUUCUCCAGCUGAUGACAUCCAGUUCCAGCCAGCUUUGGUCAGCUUGUUUCACAGGAGGCAUUCAGAUGAAUUGUCUGCGAGAGAAACCGUCAAAGAACAUCUGUGGGAUGUUCAUUUCUCAGAAUACGGCAGGGGUGUAUGUAUGUACAGAACCCACAAGACCCAGGACCUUAUUUUACAAGGACUGCCAGAAAAGUUUAGAGGGGAGAUCUGGAUGCUGUUUUCUGGUGCCAUAAAUGAGAUGGCUACAAAUAAAGGUUAUUAUAGAAACAUGGUAGAACAAAGCCUUGGGAAGUACACUCUAGCUAAUGAUGAGAUAGAGAGAGAUCUUCACAGGUCACUGCCUGAACAUCCUGCCUUCCAGUCUGAUCUGGGGAUUAGUGCUCUGAGGCGAGUGUUAACUGCUUAUGCCUGGAGAAAUCCUACUAUAGGUUACUGCCAGGCCAUGAAUAUUGUGACCAGUGUACUACUGCUGUAUGUUAGUGAGGAGGAGGCUUUCUGGUUGUUGACGUCCAUUUGUGAGCGACUUUUACCCGACUAUUACAACACCAAAGUGGUCGGGGCAUUGAUCGACCAGCAUGUUUUUGAGGACCUGAUUAAUGAGAACCUCCCAGCCCUGCAUCAGAAGUUAGAGGUCCUGGGUCUCCUCAGUAUGAUCUCCUUGUCAUGGUUCCUCACAAUAUUCCUCAGUGUGAUGCCAUUUAACUGUGCAGUCUGCAUAAUGGAUUGUUUUUUCUAUGAUGGAGCCAAGGUUAUCUUUCAAGUGGCCUUGACAAUCCUGGACAAUAAGCAGGAGGAGCUACUGGAGGCCCGUGAGGAGGGGGAAGCGAUGACCAUACUGAGCUCCUACCUAGAGAACAUCACAAAUAAAGACUCCACAAUGCCCCACAUUGCUCACACUAGCUCCAUGUGUGGAAGUCUCUCAGAGAAGAAAGAGCCCAGUGUUGAUGUGGCUGUUUUGAUAGAUGAUAGCUACAGAAAGUAUGGACACAUAAGUAACCAAGAUAUAGACAAACUUAGACUGAAGUACCGUCUUCGAGUAGUGCAGCAUAUUGAGGACAGCACAAAGAAAAAUGUACUGAGAAGUGUUCAAACCCACACGUUGUUCAAAGGCAAAGAGCUAGAGGAUUUAUUUGUUCUGUUCAAGGAGGAGUAUUUGACCUCAUGUUACUGGAGGACUAGUCAACAACCAGCUGACAUGGGAGACAAAUUUGACCCCUCCCGACCUUACUAUGAGAUGUACAAGGUGGAUUUUGAGCAGUUCAAAACCAUGUACCUAUCUCUCUCUCCUUGGGCCUCAGGACAAAGAGCAGGCCACUUAGCUCUCAGGACAUUUAAGUUUCUGGAUGAUAAUAAAGACAACAUGAUAAACUUCAGGGAGUUUGUUUACGUGCUUGGUGUCAUAUGUAAAGGGGACAUAACUCAGAAGCUGAAGCUGCUCUAUCUCCUUCAUCAGUUACCUCCCCAUGAAUUGGAGAGCAUGCCUACUUCACCCCCAGUGUCUCCAGCUAGUACAAAGACAGAGAGUCCAGAGAAUGCCAUGGAGGCUACAGAUUUCUUUGACAGUGAUACCAGCUCAAUGGAUGCCCUACAAGAUGAAAUAACUCUACCUGGGGAUCCUAUUACAGAAGAAAAAGAUGAGGAAAAGAAGGAAGAAUUAGAAUCAGAAGCCAGUGCAGAAGACCAACCCCAGUCUGAGGCUGCUAGUCAGGAAAAGGACAGCAAUAAGACAGACACACAGGGAGCAGAGAGUGGUGGAUCCAAGAUUGUGGGGAGUGGGCCCUCAGGUGAUGAGGGAUUGGAUAUUAUACAGAAGUCUGUAGAGGGAGGCACAGCCCAGAAAGAAGCAGAGCUUCAAGAGAAUUUAAAGAAGGUAUAUGCAAAGAAAAAGGAACUUAACAGAAGUGACAGUAAAGCGGAGUUCAAGGAUGUACCCAGAAUGUCUCAGGCUCAGUUUAUCGACUUGUGGAGAACACUUUAUGACCUUUUUUCGGAUAAUGAUCAGGAACAACAACUUUAUCAUUCCAUUGCAUCUGUUGGGACGUUGUUAUUAGAAAUGGGAGAAGUUGGUAAAAGAUUCUACCUCCAGAAGUCAGUUUCAGAGAGCAGUACAGGAGAGACCAGCUCCACGGGACUAGAGGGUCUGACAGAGGAAGUAGAGAAGCUCAAAAUGGACCAAUCACAGAGCUUGUCUGAUGAGAGCAAGGAACCUGUAAAGGAGGAGACAUGUUCGACUCAAAUGGACAGCACAAAACCUGAAGAGGGAUCCUCACCAUACACCAGAAACUCAUAUUCUAAACCUGACUCUGAUUGGUCAAUUAGUUUUGAGCAGAUGGUUGCAUCUUUGCUAACAGAACAGCCAUUAGUCACCUUUUUUGAGAAACAAGUGGAUGUAUCUGAGGCUGUGUCAAAAAUGAGAAACCGUAGGCUCAUAACAAGACAAUCUAGUCACUUUCCAGAAAAGAAAAAAUAAUAUGUAUACACAAAAUUUUACAUGUAUACACAAAAUUUUAGGGUAGAGCAUUCUUACAUUGGGUCAGGUAAAUGUAGACAUUGCCUCAAUCUAUUUUACAUCAGGCAAUGUAAAUUUACCAGCCAUUAGUCACCUUUUUUGAGAAACAAGUGGAUGUAUCUGAGGCUGUGUCAAAAAUGAGAAACCGUAGGCUCAUAACAAGACAAUCUAGUCACUUUCCAGAAAAGAAAAAAUAAUAUGUAUACACAAAAUUUUACAUGUAUACACAAAAUUUUAGGGUAGAGCAUUCUUACAUUGGGGUCAGGUAAAUGUAGACAUUGCCUCAAUCUAUUUUACAUCAGGCAAUGUAAAUUUACCAGGUUAAUUAAAAAUAUUUAAAAUUAAGUAAUUUUAAUUAAUUAAUAAUUUUAGGGGUACUGAUCUGUGUUUUCCAUUGCAUGCAUGCAAUUUUACUGCUAUAUCGCCUUAAGAUGUACACUGAAUGUGCAAUAAACAUUUGUAUAUGUGGGCAUUUAAAAUGUCAUUGAAAUUUCAAAUGGCAAUAGAAACCACUGAUAGUUUAAAUAGAUGAUGGUGUUUAAUUAUCUUAUAUCAUGAUAUCAAAAUAUUAUUGAAUGAUGGUUAACAUGUGAAGCUUUAGGUUAUUGUUCCUUAUUUUUUGUUCCCAAUUAUUUUCAAAAAGUAGAACAUGUUUUAUUAAGGAGAUUUUGUGUUUGAUAGGAUAUUGAGUUUGGAUAUAUAUCUAAACUUUACUUUGACUUUAGUUAAGGAAGAGACAUAAAUGUGAUUAUGAAGAGUGCUUUACAAGUAAGAAUAAAACUUAAUAAGGUUUUAAUGAAUGUUUUUAUGAUACUUUCUACACCUUAAGUAAAAUACACAAAAAAUCGCCCUAAGCACAAUAGAGAAAACCAUGUCUAAAGAAACUCUUGUUCCUUAUUCAGAGGUUGCAGUAAUCUUUUGCAGGGGAAAACAAGUUAGCUUCAGCUUGAAAAUGUUUUGUGUUUUGUACCACUCAGAUGUUUGCUUCAAACUUGUGGGAUUUGUUUUUGGAAAUUGUAUAUAUAUUUGCUAGAUGAAUGAAACUACUUUGUUCUUCUUACAUAUUUUUUCACCAUUUGAUUUAUACUUUUAAAGUUUCAUUACUAGAUAAACAUUUUCAUGACUCAAUCAGACAUAACUGGCUCAACAAGAUGUAUACAUUUUUUUAGACUGCCUGUACAUAUAAAUGCACUCAUGGUUUUUCUUGAGAUUUUGCAGUAUACUUGCUCUCUUACAGUGUGACUGACAGUCACUGAAGUAUUUUAUGUGUCCAAGUAGACUUCAUUCUUCCACCAAAACAAAUGAGUUUAUUCUCUCCAUUUGUUGGUUGUCUUAAGCCUUUUGCUUCAUGCAAUUUUCAUUCAAUAUAAAAUACUUAUUUUCAAAAUAUUGAUAUUUGUCUAUAUGGCUAUUCUCAAUAUACCAUAUGGCAGUGGUUAAUGCAUUGUUUUGUCUGUGAAAAUUUUAUUAGAAUUAUCUGUACAUGGACAUGUAUCUAUGAAUGUUUUAAAUGUUUUGGGGAUGAAUAAUGUACAUGCACAUGCAAAAUUUAUAAGUGAUAAGUAAAAACCUAUUGUGCAAUAUUAGUGGGUGUAAAACAUCACAAAAUAAAUCAAAGUUUAUCGA